Messenger RNA from Penicillium oxalicum, 1140 nucleotides. It is a transcript of the gene rrp36, whose product is annotated as putative pre-rRNA processing protein. Lineage: Eukaryota; Fungi; Ascomycota; Eurotiomycetes; Eurotiales; Aspergillaceae. Gene Ontology annotation, biological process: maturation of SSU-rRNA from tricistronic rRNA transcript (SSU-rRNA, 5.8S rRNA, LSU-rRNA). The record is from RefSeq and is a predicted model, not a curated record. The transcript is spliced from 2 exons. Bases 1 to 1140 code for a protein of 379 amino acids. Gene Ontology annotation, cellular component: 90S preribosome; nucleolus.
AUGGCCAUCAGCGACAUACUCAACCGCCGUGUGCGGGCGCGACCUGACGAGGAUGAUGAAAUCUACUCAGAGCAGUCCAGCGGGGGCGAAGGGGUAUCCCAAGACGAAGAUGAACAUAUUGACGAUUCGAACAGAGAAGAUCUUGAUUCGGAUAACUCACAAGAUGAAUCAGACAACGCAGCCUCCGACUCCGACUCCGACUCCGAAGCCAACGAGCAUGAGCACGAGCGCGAGUCUGACAACUCCUCCGACUCCGAAUCUGACCCCAACGAGGACAUCAAAGAAUCACUAAGCAACAUCUCCUUCGGCGCCCUCGCCAAAGCCCAAGCCUCCAUGGGCCCCAAAAAGCGCAAAAAUAAACCCUCCACAUCCGCCCCCGAAUCCGAACCCACCUCAACCGCCUCUCCACUUGACGACAUCCGCGCAAAGAUCCGCGCAGCACGCGAGCAGAAGCGUGAAGCUGCAGCCAAGGCACUCGACACUACCUCCACCUCCACAGGUGAUGGGGCUCGACAGAAGAAAGCCGCGCGAUCCUCCAAACAUGCGCCCAUGGUGCAAUCAUCCAAAUACGCCGUCUCCCGCAAACGCGUGAUCGUCGAGCCCUCUUCUGCCCCCAAAGCGCGCGAUCCCCGCUUCGACGCAGCCGUCAUGGGCCACAGCGGAAAAGGUAACAACACGCAAGCCUCCGAAAAGGCAUACUCUUUCCUAGACGAGUACCGUGCUUCGGAAUUACGCGAUCUUAAGCGACAGAUGGCGCAGACCAAGAAUCCCGAAGCCAAGGAAGCUUUGAAACGACAAAUUCGCUCGGCGACGGACCAGCAAAAGGCGCGAGAGAACAAAAAGCGCGAGGAGGCUGUGAUUGCGGAACACAAGAAGAAGGAGAAAGAGGCGAUCCGGGAUGGAAAGAAGAGUACACCGUAUUUCUUGAAGAAGUCGGAUCUGAAGAAACAAGUGAUGCAGAAAAAGUACGAGGAGAUGGGAUCGCGCGAUCGAGCCAAGGCUUUGGAACGACGGAGGAAGAAGUUGGCUUCGAAGGAGAGGAAGGAAAUGCCCAUGGAGAGACGUGGGUUCGAAGGUAUGGAUGGUGGACCGCCUGCUCGUGGGGGAGGUGGAGGGGGAAAGAGAAGGAGGCUGGAAUAG